Trichogramma pretiosum is the source of this 13714-nucleotide messenger RNA. RefSeq lists its product as uncharacterized. The transcript is spliced from 17 exons. The coding region runs from base 317 to 12505 and encodes 4062 amino acids. The record is from RefSeq and is a predicted model, not a curated record. Gene Ontology annotation, molecular function: SH3 domain binding; RNA binding. Gene Ontology annotation, cellular component: cytosol; membrane. Lineage: Eukaryota; Metazoa; Arthropoda; Insecta; Hymenoptera; Trichogrammatidae.
ACAGCAUCGUGCGAAUCGCGAAUGUAUAGGUAUUUGACUUGCGCAAGAGCAGAACGUGCAGGCUGCAGCGCCGGUUCGUUCAGUAGCGACACUUCUCGCGCACUAAUGCUUCGUGCGUAAGUAAAUGUUACAACGACGAAGCCGUACUCGCUCGGAUAUUGUAUAGUUUUACAUACAUCAAAGUAAAGGCUGCUGUGAAUCAUUUUUGUUUGGGACGCAAAAAAGUCUUGUUAAUCGCAAGAAUGAGGGAAGAGCCGAGAACUGCUCCAUAAUAGAGCCUCAAAUCGACAAAGGCACGCAAUAGUCAACUAGGGAUAUGAGUGGCAGCGGAUUUCGAGGUGGUCGAGGGUUUGCACAACGUGCCCGACCAACCUCUAAUGGCUAUGACUACGAAGGUGGCAAUGGCAACAACCGCUUCUAUCAGCCAAAUCGUAGGCCCGAUGCUGCUUCUGGUUGGGGUCAACAAAGUGUACAUUUCAACAAUCGCGGGGGAGGCAACAUGGUCUGGAGAAACCCCAACAGAAGUACCUCACCGUACCAGAAAAACAAUUAUCCCAGACAACAACCAUUCCAGCCUGAAGGCUCUGGUUGGGAUAGAGUUGAACCCCUUGAAAGGGACAAUCAUCACAACAGAAACAGAGAUAGGGACAGAAGUCGACAAAAUGACAGAGGAAGACAUGACAGACCUUAUCAAAACUUCAGGGGCAGAGGUAGAGGCUUCCAUAAUUCUAGGGGCAAUAACAUGCGCUUUCCUGGCCCAGGCAGGCCAUACUCUAGCAGACAUAGUCCUUCUAGAGGUGAUAGUUCAAACAGUGACAAAUCUCGCCAUAAUAGUCCCAGAUCCUCUAGCAGCAGGAGCCACAGCCGAAGUCGAAGUAGAAGCAGAAGUCAUAGCAGAAGCAGGAGCUCUAGCAGGAGUAGAAGUAGAAGUCGUAGCAAAAGUCACAGUCGAAGCAAUAGUCAUAGCCGCAGUGGUUCUACUCAAAGUUCUAAAAAAGAGCCCCUACUGGGCUCAGAAGAAGAACGUCAACAAAAGAUAACUGAGGCAGCAGCUAAGUUAAAAAAGUCUUUAUCUAGCAUAACUGAAGAAGAAAAGUCUUCAUGGGAAAAAGAUCUGAGUACUACAUCUGAUGUAAAUAAAGAAAAUAGUGAUUCUCAAGAAAAUCAUACUAGUACCAAUUCUGGUAUACCAGAAUUAAGCCAUGAACCUCCUGAAUUACAAUUGACUCAUGAUGAUUUUAGAGACAUUGGUCGACGUAUUGAAGCUGAUUUAUCAGGUCAAAUAAACUUCAAAGAAUUUACUUUGACAGGUAAUGUGCUUGAUGAUCCUACAAAUCUUGUUUUGGAUAGUAUUGGCAAUGCAGAGUUGGAUCGCCCUACACAAGAUCUACUAAAAGAAGCUUAUGAUCCUUCUGUCCCUGGUGAAGAAACAAUUGAUCAACAGAAUGAUAAAUCUGCAGCUCCACUAAAGGAGCCUAUUAAUCUUGACAAUGUUAUAGAAAUAUUAAAUGUAAGUGACGAUUUGGAUAAUAAUGAUUCAUCCCAUGGAAGGUCAACAAAAUCAUUGCAAAAUUCAAAGAUAUCGGACCAGGUUUCUAGUAAAAAUGAUACCAGUGACAUUGAAAUAAUAAAAAUUACUGACCAAUCAACAAACAAAAAGUUCUCAGGAACUUUAGGUUAUACACCUAGAUUGACAACUACAUGGACAGACGUACCAUCAUCUAGUAUGCAACGGCGCAAAAAAGAACCAGAAAAGCCAGAAAUUGAUUCAGCAAUGUUGCAACCUCCACCAGCAUUUGAUCCUCGCAAACCAUUGACGCUCAAUACAUUAACAGAUCCAACACCAACUGAUAUGGUAUCAACAAUGAUACCACCACCCGUAAUAAUGCAAAAUUACCCUCCAUUCAUUGCAACAAUGACCUAUCCAGCAUUGCCUAUUCCAACUCCAUUACCAGUACCACCUAUACCAACAGUUAGUGUUGAACCAAUCCUUCCACCAACAUUCUCAACAAUAAGAGCCACAAGCCCACCUGCCUCAACAGUUAGUGGUAUAAACUUUGAUGAGGAUGGUCUUGAAGACAUGCAGGAAGCUAUGGAAUUUGCUCAACAGCUUAUGAGCAUGAGUGAAAAAUCAGACGUAAUAGAAAAAGAUGAUAAAACUACGUCAAGUGAUCCUGUAUCAAUUUCUCAAGCCAUUAAUGAUUCUGAUUCAUCUGAAGUUACUAUAAUAGGUGAAUCUGCUGAAGUUACUGUUAUAGGUGAACCAAAAAGUGCCACAUCAAAGCUAGCAGCUACGUUACCAAAGCCUAUUUCACCACCUGUUUCUACAUUGUCUGGAAAUGAAUACAGUUCAAGUAUGUCUAAUUUAAUUCAAACAAGUGCUGGUUCUACCACUGCAAUUGUAUCUUCUUCAACUAAUACAACAUCAAAUUCAUUAGAAUGUAUUGUUCAAUCUGUAGAAACGACUGCAAAAUCACCUGUGCAACUGCAAAAUGAAUUAAGCAUUACAGCUUCUAAAUUGCCAUCAGAAAUAAGUACAACAGUGGGACUAAUUACACCAACUGUAGAAACAAUUUCUACAAACGUUACAGUACCUAUAAGCAUUGAGCCCACAAUCACUGAGCAGUUAUUAGUAGACAAAAAUUGUACAGAAGAUUCACUAAAGCACAAAACAUUUGGAAAUCUUAAAAAUCAAUCCCUUACCUCCAAAACAGCAACUACUUCAAAUGCACUAGCCACAGUACCAGCACCUCUGGGUUCUAAAGGAGUUCCAAUUCUUGUUUCUGAUGCAGCUCCUCUACUAGGAGCGGUUGCAUCAAAUGUUAAACCUUUAAAUGAAAAACUUACCAUUAAACCUUUUGUAAUUGAAAACAAAAAUCGCAGCAAUUUGAUUCAAAUACAUGAGAAUAGAAAUCGCAAAGAAACUAAACAACCUCAAGAAGUUUCUUGGAAACAUCGUGUAAUUAAUCGUUUCUUGAAGAUGAGCAAACACGAAAUACGCAAUAUGCUUAACCAUUCAAGUUUACGAAAAUUUGAUAUUGCCAUGAACAAUCUAGUUAAACAACAAAAAAUGGCAAUCAAUCAAGAAAAACGUAUUAAUGAAGAUGAAAAAAUUAAAGAGUAUGACAGAGAAGAAUUUAUGAAUCAACUCAAUGCCAUGCUAGAUCCAAAUGCCACUGUUGACAUAACAAGUCUGCCUACUGACUUCAUUCAUCAUCUCAAUGAAGUCCUUCAAUUAGAUCCACUUCAAUUUGAAGCUCCAAUACAGGCACCGCAAACGAAAACUGCGGAGGAUGUGGAAAGCCAUUUGCCAGCCGCCUUGACGACUCACUCGACUUCCGACAAACCACGCCGCAAGUUGAUAAAGCUUCCUAGCCCAGAACCAAUUAUAGCUCCGAAGGAAAAACGUAAAGUCACGGUCAAGCUCAUACGAGAUCCCGAGCGACACAAAAAACAUCCCCAGGCAAAAUCCACCGGUACAGUAACGACUCAAGCUCAGUCGCAUCAGCCCCGUGGACCCUCGUCGUCCACGAGUACUCAAGCGAACGCCAAUUACAAUCAGUACACGGUAGCUGCCCAGGACUACUUUCACCGAGAUCACCCUCGACAUCCUCACAAUAUCGAGCAGCAAAAGAACAUCCCGGUCGUGAAUAUGGCCGAUAUCGACGACAUAUUCUCAGCCGGUAUAGCGAAAAUGUCGCGUCAAGUCGCUCCGGUGUCAUCGAAGCCACCGACGAGCGGCGUGGCUGGACGUUUGGCUAGUCGCAUCGAUCGGAACAACAAGGCCCAAGUGGCAGCGGCUGCGUCAAGAAAUUUGGACGACGAGCUGCCUCACGACUACGACGACGUGUACGUGGAAGGCAUGAAUCGACCCAAGCCACCGGGUGCGACCGUGUCCGUGUCGGCCGCCACGGAGGAAGCCACUCGUGGCCAAAAAGUGUCUCAUCGUCUAAACACGGCCGAUUUCGAGACCGACGUAAUGAAGGUAGAGCGCUGGAUGCGCAAAGAGCGCGAACACAUCGAUGCUUACCGCAAUCUUACCAAAGAGGAAUGGGACGCCAAGUACGGCAAUACCAUGGAUCGCACCGCCUUCGAGCGCGAACUCGAGGUCACGUUCAACAAAUUUAACAAUCUUGUUAACGAGGAGCCUUUGAACAUCGAUGCGCCUGUCAGAGAAUCUUCGAGCACCGCGAGCGAAUCUUCGAGCACCUCUUCGUCGAGCGAAAGCGAGAACGAGACUUCGUCGGACGUUACUCAAUUGCUCAAAGUGAUCAAAGAGCGCGAAAAGAUCGCUAAAAAACGGAGCCUCAACGAGACUAUCAGAGACGAAGUUACAGCCGAGAUCGAGCGAAAAUGGCGCGAGAAAAAUAAGCAGAAAGAGCGUAAAGCGAGAAAACGCCUCAAACGUCUCAAGAAGGACAAAAAAGAACGAAAGAAACGCGGCCGCAAGAAACAUAAGAAGCGAUCGAGGAUCGACGAGAGUGAAUCCGAGGAAUCCGACAGCGAAUCAGAAUCUGACUCGGGUAGCGAAACGACGAUGCCGUUGCUCAGCGAGAGUGAAAUCAAAAAAGAACCCGAACAAGAGGAGGAACCCGAAGUUGCCGCUACGCUUGCGGCGAUCGGUGGCCGUACCGUCUUGUUCAAACAAAAUAAGGCUCCUAUAAUACGUAAAACAGGAAUCGCUAUGCCGUAUUUGAUGGGAAUGUCUUCAGCUAAUGAUGACGUUUCCAGUUCUCGAAAGGUGCGCUUUUCAGAGACGGUGAUUCACCACGACACUGCUGACAAGACUAUAGCUCGCAAAGUAGCUUCCGAGAAACCCAUAACGCCGGCCACUAUAGCUGCUCAAGUUCCGCUACCUUCGGUGCUGAAAAAUUCGAAAAAGAGUAAAACUAUAGUUGGUAGUAUUAUGGGUGGGAAGGCUGUCACGAUAGCAGCUUCUAAAUCCAUCGCGCAGCCGGCUAAAACGCUUGUUACUAAAGCACCUGUUGCCCAAUCGCAGAUAGUCAAAGCAACAACUGCACCAGUGCAGUCACCUGCGGUGGUGAAGCCAAAAUCUGCUGGUGUUACCAUUACGGGAACUGUUGGUUCUGCCAAGACAGCUCCAAUAAAAGCUACAGUGAUUGAAAAACCUAAAAUAGUUGAAGCCGCCAAAAUCACUGUUGCUCCUACUGUCGCUCCAGCAAAGCAAACUGAGAGUGAAUUGUCAAAAGAAAAUGCGGUAGCACCAAUUAAACGUGUUGCGGAUGUGACUGCUAAAGUUGCUGUUCCGCCUGUUACCACCGAAGCCGCUCCAGUUUCUGAAGAUUCAGGUCCAAUUGAUCCGUCCAAAAAAAAGAAAUUAGAUAUAAAAACAUAUAAACAACGUAUGGUAGAUCGUCAAAAGAAGGUACAGGAAAAGAUGGAGCUAAUUGAAAAAAAUCCUGGUUCACUUACCCAAGAUCUUCUUAAUAUACCUACUAAAAAACGUGUAAAUGAAAUUGUAAAUAAAACAAUUGAUGAUAAAGGACCUUCUACAGAUGCGAUGUUGUCUAAACCGGUAAAACUUCGACGUACAAGUAUACCUGAUAAAAUCCAAAAUCAGGUCCUAGAAAAAGAAAAUAAUGUCACGCCUAAAAAAACUAGUGAAAUGCCUUCUGAUUCAGUGACUAAAUGCGCUCAUCCAAAAACAGCUGAUAAUAAAAAUGAUCCUCAUAAAAAAAAGAAAUUUUGCAAGGUAUGUGCAGCUAACAACAAAUUCAAAAACAUCAAGUCUGAAGGUGGAAAAGAGCUCAAACUUAAAUCUCCAAAAGGUAAAGAAGCAACUCCUAUCAAGCCCAUUACACUCAAGCGGUGUGAAGUCAAAAGUACUGGUAAAAGUGAUGCUUUACCUGACACUGUUCCAGAUGAAGAAAUUAAUCGUUAUGCUGAUAACUAUGGAGAAUGGAGAAAAUCUGAACUAGCUAAAAGAAUUAUUCUCGAUGAAAAUAGUUUAGAUUAUAUGUUGAAUAAUUUUGUUGAUAUGACUAAAGAAGAGUAUGCAGAGAUAAAAAGACUUGAAGAAGAAAAAAGAUUAAAAGAAAUGAGAUUAGCUGAAGAAGCCAGACUAGCUGAAGAAGCCAGAAUAGCCGAAGCACAAAGAUUAGCAGAAAUAGCUAGAAUAGCUGAAGAAGCAAGAUUGGCAGAAAUAGCUAAAAAAGCUGAGGAAGCUAGAUUAGCAGAAAUAGAAAGAAAAGCUAAAGAAGCUAGACUAGCUGAACAAGCCAGGCUAGCCGAAAUAGCUAGACUCGCUGAAGAAGCUAGACUAGCCGAAGAAGCUAGACUAGCCGAAGAAGCUAGACUAGCCGAAGAAGCUAGACUAGCCGAAGAAGCUAGACUAGCCGAAGAAGCCAGACUAGCUGAAGUAGCUAGACUAGCAGAAGAAAUUAGAAAAGCUGAAGAAGCUAAGCAAGCUGAAAUUGCAAGAUUAGCGGAGGAAGCUAGACUUGCUGAAAUUGCCAGGCAAGCUGAAGUUGCUAGACUGGUGGAAUUAGCAAAAAAGGCAGAAGAAGCUAGAAUAGCUGAAGAAAUUAAAAGGGCAGAAGAAAUUAGAUACAGAGAACAAGCAAAAAAAAUUGAAGCAGCCAGGCAAUUUGAAAGAGAAAAUUUAGUGAAAAGUAGUGUAAAGUUUGAAAGUGAACGUGUUAUUCAUGUGGUUGAUGAAAGUUUACUAAACGAUCUCAAUGACACAAAAAUUAUGGACGAUAGUGUUAGUACUGAGGAAGUAAGGAACGAGUGCAUCGAACAAGAAAUAAUCACGGAAAGCAUGGAUCCGAUUCAAAUAUUAGAGGGUAAAUCAUUAGUAGAUAAUAACAUUAGACACAAUAAUAAAAUUGCAUCCCUUGAAGUUGCGCGAGAUUUUAGUAACCUCGAAGCGCAACUUGAGUACAAUAAAACCGAGAUUCGCGAUCCUCGUUUGAGAUUUGCGCGAAUGAAGUCAGCGUUAUCGGCCGCAGUAAAACAUACAGUUCCCCCACUCCACGAGAAUCGUUCAAAUUCGCCGGCCCAACCGCAGUCCAGCCACGAAGAAGUAACAGUCGUUCGUGAGAACACGACCGACCGUCAGAUCGAUUUUGAGUCGCCACCGUCGCCGGAACUUCAAGAAACGAUACAACCCGACGAAUUGGUUGUUGAACUGCAACAACCAUCUAUUAUGACAGUGAAAAGUGUUACUGACGUUGAAAAAGAAACGAUCGAGCCUAUCCUUGAAGUUUUCGGCGAUCCGAAAAUUGAGGAAAUGCCCAAAAUAUUGGCCGAGGUAGCUUCCAAAUCACAAAUUGAUUCCCACGUCUUGGAUUUGAACGAUCCAAUCGAGCAAUCCCUUUUGCUUCUUGAUUCGCCUGCAGUUUCAAAUACGACAGAAAUGACCUCGGAAAUUAUUAAAGUACAUCAAAAUACAAACGCAGUACAAGACAAAGGACUUGUUGCGUUACAAUACAAAGAAAGUAGUGGUGGGGAUAAUGUAAUUGAUGCUAGUCCGACAAACGAAAACAACACGCCGCAUAGCACGAGUGAUCAACUGGUUAAAAAAUCAAGCAAUAAUGAUGAAAAAAAAUCGUCUGACAAAAAUUUGCACAAAAUUCUAAAUAAGUCGAUAAACAAAAGUAAGUCUUCAUCGUCGUCGUCGAAACGUAAACACAGCAGUAGUCAUCGCAAAUUAACAAUCGACCAGGGUAUUGAAUUUUUAUCAGAUGAAAAACUGAGCAAACUAGAUACAACAGAAUUGGCGUAUGGAAGAUUCUUGAAUGUUGAACAAGCUAUUUUUAGAUUAUGUUCGGAAAGAAAAAAAUUAGCUAAUAUUUUAGCUUCCUUGAGUAAAAAUGAUUCUUCUCAAAUGCAAGGGCUCGGUAUGUUUGCUAUACCCAACAUAAUGCCGGACAUUAUGACAACUUCAACAUCUGUUAUGGAAGAUCCUUCUCCAAGUAAAGCUGAAAAAGUAAAAUCAUUUGAUAAAGGUUCUGAUGCUCAAAAACACAAACAAGAGAAUGAAUCGUUAGAUGAAAAGUCCAACAACAAGAAAAAGAAAACUAAAACAGCGACUGAAGAUCUUCACACUAUAACAUCAACUAAAUCUGAAGUUUCAUCAAAGUCUUUAACCAAAGAUACAUCAGAUGACUCUGAUCUUGAUUUAGCGACAAAAUAUAAAAUAAAAUCUAAAAAAAUGUCCAAAAAUAAAAUGGGAAAGAGUUUGAAGGAACUCUCAAAGAAUGAUGGAUCAGCAUCAAACAAAGUAAAACCUAACAAAGCAUUGAAAAACACAAAACAAAAGUUGAAUUCUGACAUCAAAUCAAAAAGAGAAAAAUUGAAAAAUGAUAAAUAUGAAUUAUCAAAAAGUCAAACUAUUGGAAAAUUUUCCCAAGGUCUAUUAGAUACUGACGAUGAAGAUUAUUCAAAAGUGUCAGAUUCUGAAACUUCAAACAACGAUAGAAAACUGUCACAAACACCAGUUGUAAAGCUAGGAAGAAUCAAGAAAAAAUCCAAAAUAAUUAAUGAAGAUACUCAUCACAGUGAAAAUUCUGAAUCUGAUGUCAAAUCAAAGCUUAUUAGCUCUAAAAGAAAAAAAGGAAGCAAAAAAACUAAAAUUAUGUCAGAUUCUUCUGACGAUGAAAAUCAAGUGCCAAGGAGUACCUCUGAUUCAGAAUUUAAUGACCUAGUUAUUCCCAGAAGAAGAAAUUUUAAAAAAUUUGUCAUGAGGAGUAAAAAAUCUGAUAUUAAAAAAAAAUUGAUCUCUUCUGAUGAAGAUGAAAUGAGAAAAACUACUCCUAAAGUUGAUUCAAAAUUCAUAUCCUCUAACACAUUACAAGAUCACUGCACUGAUUCUACACAUAAAGAACACGAAAAUAAACCAAGUUCAAGCCUAGAAUCUAUUCUUAAAAAUCAAUCUAGUAAAAAAACAAAAACACAUAAAUCAGAAGAUCAAAGUGAAGAAGAUUUUGAUCUUGAAAUUGGUUCAAGUUCAGUGAGAAAUUCUAGAAGCAGAAAAAGAAUAUCGGACGACGAAUCUGGCACUCUUAUUUCUACUUCAAGACAAAAAUCAUCUGUAUCUCGAAGUAGAAGUCGCAGUACAGUACGUAGUGCCAGUCGAACCAAGCGCACUUCUGUGGGCGAAGAUGCACGUGAAAAAAUUGGACUAGAAUCCGAUAUUACUGUGGAACCAGAAAUAGGUAAUAAAUUAUCCGCAAAAUCUUUUAAAACAAAAAAUAAAUCAUCUGAAAAUAUAAAAAAUUCACCGGAAAAAGCGUCCUAUUCUAAUGUUACUCUUCAAAACCCUUCUGAUAAUCAAGAUAAAAAUUUAGUUAAAAAACCGAUCGUCAGUCUAAAUAAGAUAAUAAAAACUCCAAGUUUUGAGACAAAGACAUCAUUAGUAGCAAACGAAAAAGCAUCAGUUGAAACAAAAACAACUCCGAAACAAAAAGGUACAGAAGAGAACGAGUUGGAAGAUAUUUCUACUAAAGUAAAAAAUAUCACAAAUGAAGUAACACAUGAAAAAAGCCAAGCAAGUACAUUGUCGAAAUCAAAUGAAAAAUUACUCAUUUAUUCAGAUGAUAGUACUCUUGAUACUUUUGAUGCCAAAAAUCAACAGUCCAAAUUUCCUGGAAAAGGGCUGGCGCUUUUAGAACAAUCUAUUAAAAAAGAUUCACGGAAGAAGAAAACAACUUUAAAAUCCUUGCUUAAUCCCGAGCCAAGUACCGAAAAAUCUGAUGAUGAUUCAGAUCUAUCUGACUUAAGUGAACAGGAUGAAUUAAUAGUCGCGGAAGCUAAAAAAUCAUCCAAAGUUCAUAAUACACCAGAAGAAUAUUUCCAACACUUGGAAGAAGUUAUCGAAGAUGUAGUUAAAAAUCUAGAGUGUGAUCUGUCCCAAAUAGAUAAGUCAGACAAUGGUUCUCACGGUAAUAACAAAGUCAUUGAAAUUACGACAAAUACAGAAAACUGUACUCAGUCAUCGAAGAUUGGAGUAAAUGAUGCCAAUUUGGAAAAUAUUUCUGAUGCUCCUUUGACCCCUCAGAGUAAUAGUGAAAUUCAAACUGAAUCAAAAGUAGUUGAGGAAACUAAAUUAACCAAAGCUAAUAUAAUUUAUUUGGAUCAUAAUGAAAAGAAGGUCAAUGAAUUUACUUUCAAUGGAUCAUCUUAUGUUGUUAUUGAUAAUCUAGAAGAUGACACGGAAGAAAAUAUUCUUCCAGAUGAUGGUAAUACUGAUCCAUUUAGUAUUGAUAGCGUUGCGUUACCUGAAAACACUUCAGACAACUACGAUUCAAAAGAAAGUAGACUUGAUUUAUCAGCAGAUAAAUCUAAUAAUAAACAACUAGAAAAAAAUUCAGUGAAAGAUAAUGAGAUUAUUAUAGUAAGUCGUGUAAAUCCUAAUACUAUCGAAAAACAAGUUAAAGCAAUUACUGAAGAAAGAAAGAUCGAAAAUAAAGGCAGGAAACGCAAAGGAAAAUCUGAAAUUCAAUUACCCUCCAAAAAUCUUGAGAAUAAAAGUAAAUCAUCGAAUAAUAAACGAAGCAGAUCUAAAACUGAUAAAAAUGUUGAUGAAAAUAUUGACGAAGUUACAACCCUAAAAUUGCGUAAUAAGCAUGUAACCAUACCUUCUAAUCAACCAAGAAGUCAUAAAAGGAAAAUCACAAUGAAUAUGGAAGAAAUGCAAUCUUGUAAAGUGCGCAUUAUUGAUUGUAAAUAUAGUUUAUUGAAGAAAAAUGUUAGAAACAAAAUAUUACGUGAAGCAGGAAUAUCAAAAAUUAAUAAUUUAUCGAUUCUCUCCGAGAGUUAUGCUCCCAAACCUGAUGAUACGAAAAAAGAAAUAACUAAUAAGAUUAAAAAAAAAUCUAAAGUUAUAAUACCGAAAGAUCCUCUGGAAAUUGAUAUAGUAAAUGAUGAACAGCCUGAACAAACAUCGAAUUUAGAUCAUUUACCUGAACAGCCUGAUCUUGUGAUAUUUGACUCGAAAACGGAUGACGAAGAACUAAUUGUCGAUGAAAACUCUAAUGAUCCAGAAGAUAACAUAAAAAUCAUUAUUGAUGAACCAAGUGAAUCAAAUAGAACUAUAAUAUCUACAGUUGACAUCGAUGUCGAAAAUUAUUCUGAUAGCAAUGAUGUGAUAGAACAUCAGGAAAUUUUCGUUUAUCCUGCGAGUGACGAUGCAGUGCAUGAAGAAAUAAUUGAUGUAAUAGGUUGUUCAAACAUAAAUUCAGAUCUAAAUUCAGAUAUCACAGAAACAAUUCAACCCGUAGAAAAUGAAAUAAUAGUUGAUGAUUUGUCCGAUAAAUCAUCUUUACUAGAAAAUCCUUCUGAGGGAAUUGAUGUAUCAGAAGAAGUUAGUGUGAUAAAAUCCGUGAAGAAAACUUUAGACUUUGAAAAAAUAUCUGAAAGCAGCCGUGAAAUUGAUGGUCCAAUUGAUACAAUUAAAAAAACCAAAAAGGAUAGAAUUAAACCGAAGAAAAAUCCAGUGAAGGACAAUCCACUAGUAGAAGCUGCGGUAGUUGUGAAAAAAAUUACUGUUCCGAAAAAAGUGUCUAUCAAUAAAUCUGAAAAAAGCGACGCCAGCAUUGAAACAACCAACGAAAUUGAUAAUCCACCAACAAAUAAUCCACAUCGGAUCGAGUACGCGAGUCACAAAGGACCCAUAUUAAAUAUUAAGGUUUUUGAAGACACAUUUUUGGCAGCAAGCGAUGACGGAUGUAUUUAUCGUUAUGAUAUUGCGACAAAUAGAUUAAUGAGUAUCUACGAGGGCCACACGCAAGCUGUUACCUGUCUGUGCAUCGCGAGGUUCGAUUCUGGCCAAACCAGAAAAGAAAUGCUGUACUCUGGUUCACUUGAUGGAACAUUAAGAUCAUACAAUAUAAGGAACGGUUUGGACUUGCAAGUGAGCGAAGUUGGAAGUGCGGUUCAAUGCAUGGAUCAAUCUUGGGGGACAAUAUUCAUUGGUACUAAAUCUGGGAGCAUAUCACGCUUCAAUAUCAAGUCCGGUUACUUGAAGCCCGACUCGAUACAAUCUUCAGAAAAACCUGUAAUGGCACUCAAGGCUACGAACGAAGGUGCUAGACGAGUGCUUAUUGUCGCUUCUCGCAAUCAAAAACUCUCUAUUCGUGACGCUGUUACGGGGCUUGUGUUACGAACCAUCAGUGGGCCCAAAAAUUAUACGAUCUACAGUCUCCUGAGGGAUCAUAGUUUGGUUUACUGUGGAACAAGUAACACCUCCAUUCCAGUAUUCGACUUUAUUAGCGGUGAACAAGUAGCUCAAUAUAAUGCAAGCGUCGGAAUCGUUUGCAUGUGCUUGUGCAAAAAGUUACUUUUUGCUGGAUGUUAUGAUGGUAAUAUUUACGUAUUUGACACUAGAACGAAUGAUCUUGUAUGCAAUAUACCCGGACCUGGAAAUAUGCUUCUGAGUAUGGAACUUAUCGGUACAAAAAUUAUUGCUGGUAGCAAAAAUCGAAAUUUGCAUAUGUGGAGCAUGCCUGAACAGAUUCUUCGAUUACUGGAUGAACAAACGUAGUAUCAUGUUCGGCGAAAGUUGAUCUAGUCAACAGUACAAUUUACACAAAAAAUUUGUUUAUUCCAAAACUGAUAGAAUAGCAGCAAAAGAAAACGAUUUCGCUGUAAUUUCUUGAGCUCAAAAAGCAAUCAGUAAACAAACACAGUUAAGAUGAAUAUUAUUGUAAAAACUUGAACCAACUAAAAUCAUAUGUACAUAAAAAUACGCGAUACAGUGAUAAGUAUGUCCCAUUUGUACAGAGACGAAAAAAUGUACAGAAAAAAAUGAAAUUAUAGUUAGGGGAUAACUUCAUAAUUUAGCGUUAGGAAUUAAUUUAUAUUUGAAACCGCCAGGCAGAGCACAUUGUACGCUCCUCAAUUUGUAUGUAAUUCUAAUUGAUGUGCAACUUUGAUAGUGAUGUAUAAUCCAAACUUGAUAGAAUUAAAAUCUACGCAUUAAGGUUUUUCACGAAAUCUAAAAAUUGGAUUCAAAAUGUAGUUGUAGCUCACCAAAAUGAAAUUAACUCGAUUUAUGGAAUUUAAGUUCUCUCUUGACCAAUGAGAUUUUAUGGGACUUACGUAUCUGGAUAUUUAUGUAUGAUUAAUUUGAUGGAGAGACAUUGUCAGUUGAUAAAUUUUUAACUUAUAAAGUAAAACUUGAAUUUGUGGAAUUCAGUAACUUCAAAUUUUUAUUUAUAUUGUGUAGUUCUUGAAUUAGUUACUUUCGAUUUCCGUCAUUUCUAUUGGUACUGUUGUCUUUACAGUUAUAAUCUUUGUUUGGGAAUGACCUAUUCCGAGUUUGCAAAAAAUUUAUAAAUAAAAUAGGAAAUUUAUUUUUACUUCAUGAAAGUUUUGAAUGCAAUAUAGUAAUUUGAAAAAUUACUUGAAUGAGUCUAAUAUGCCAAAUUAAGUUUUAUACGAUUCAUAAGAUAUUAAUUGAUUCAUUAAAACAAUUGUUGAUGUGAAUGAUUAUUUAUAAUAUUAAUUUGACGAAGUUUCUCUAAUUGCACUGUCGAUGGUAUUUGUAAAAAUAAUAAAAUUAAAAUAUCCAAAGUGUAUUUUUACAAAUAAAAUUGGAGUGAUCUAUACUAGUUUUUUUAUACAUGACUAUUUCGCUUGUUAAAACUUAGAUAUUUCCGUAAAUGUAUCUAUAUACUUUUCCUUACAAGUCAAAAAUUGUAAUGAAAGAAAAAAGAUUUUUCAUAAUUUUAAGUUGAACGGUCGUUUGUAA